UGCUGAAGUUACCUGUGUUAGUCAUAGCCACCUGAGGGAGUGUAGGUUGCUGGGUCUCAGCUCUGCUGCAUUGACCUAGCAUUCAGCCUCUGCAGCUCAAUAGCAUGGACGGAGCAGAGCUCUGACUUCUCCGGGAUCGUGUUCCUUUCCAGCCACUCACUGGCAAAGUUUCCAAAAGUUAACGUUUCAGAUCAAAGAUGGAAGAUCGCCCUCGGACCAUCAGCACAACCAGCAGCACUUACACUGUGUCCUUCAGCUCGACGGCCAGGGGCUAUGACAAGGCUUUCCUUAAGACCCUGCCGGGACUCCUCAUGAUCGCAGAGAUUGUACUUGGGCUGUUGGUCUGGAUAUUGAUAGCGAGUACAGAAUAUUUCUCUGUCUCUGCCUUUGGUUGGGUGAUGUUCGUGGCAGUCUUUUACUGGGUGCUCACAGUCUUCUUUUUGAUCUUCUACAUCACCAUGGCUUAUACAAAGAUUCCUCAGGUACCAUGGACCACAGUGAUUGUGGUGUUCAUAGCAUUCCUGUGUAUAAGGUUGUCAGAAUGGACGGACAUCUCGACUUUCCGCUACUUUGAAGUUGUGACCAUCUGGUUUCUUAUUAUGGCUUUAGUCUUUUAUACCAUUUACCUCACAAGACUUCAUUUGAAAAUCACUUGCAUUCACUGGCCACUAACAGAAUUUCUUCACUAUAUUGUUGCUACAAUUCUGCUGUUAAUUGCUGCAAUUGUUGGAGCAACUAAGACUGCUGGCUAUGCUGGAUUGGCAGCUGGGGUGUUCUUCGGCUUUGCUUCGGCAGUUCUGUAUGGUAUUGGUACAUGGCUAUCCUACAAGACAUGGUGUGUCCCUCAACCAGCAACUGUUUCUGUAUAACUGAUCAAUGCCGGAAAUGGAGAAAACAAAGCUCGUUCAUUUUGAAUUCAAAUAAUACUGUUUGACUUUUAAAGUCUGAAGAUUCACUUUGUAAUAAGGAUUUGAUGUUUCAUAUGGUAUAAUUUUUAUUAAGAAUUUAACUAUUUUUAUACAUUUUAAAGACUACCUUUUAAACAAUUGUGCCAAAAAGGUUGACAAAUGGAUUGAAAUCUUUGGAGAAAAGCUUAGAUGGGACAUUUCAUUGUAUUAUAGCUUUACUACCCAGUAUUCACAUCAUGACUUUAGCAUGUUCUUUAAAACAUGUGGAAUUCAAUCAACCUUUACAGCCACAUAGUAUUUAUAAUUUUAAAUAAGUAUGUUGAAAUCCUAGUUUGGGAAUACCAUUUUACUCCUCAUAGUUUUACCAUACUAACCAGUGUUUGCAAUUUUGUUCUGCCUAAGUGACCCUGAAAUGUAUUUCAUGUGUGUUUCUGUUUUGUGCAUUAUAUAUUAGUUGAAAGCACCAGUAUGAAGUGCCUUUACAUAUUUAACUGGUGCAUAUUGUUUGUAUGUAAUAUAUAUAUAUAUAUACAAGUUUAUUUUUUCUGGUCAUCCCCAUCUCACAUUUGUUCACUUCAUGCAACAAAACAAGGGAUGCUAAAGUGUUUGCAAGCCUCAUGCAAAUAAUGACCCUUGAACAAUAUAUAUGAUGGUUAUUACUGCUCGCUGACUUUCACCAGACUGAUGUGGAUUUUUGUAAUGGAUAUUUUAUAUCCUUGUAACUUGGAUUUGUUGAAAAUAUUUAUAAUUAUGGAUUGUGACCAAAUCUAAAAAUCUCAACCAAAGAUACAAAAAUUAAAAAGGAUCUCUUCUGUUGUGCUUGGAAAAGUAGUUAUUUUUUUAAAAGUUGAUUGAAAACAAUAAAGACGUAUUUCAAGAUA
This is a messenger RNA of Chiloscyllium plagiosum (whitespotted bambooshark), 1789 nucleotides long. The record is from RefSeq and is a predicted model, not a curated record. NCBI's taxonomy places the organism in Eukaryota, Metazoa, Chordata, Chondrichthyes, Orectolobiformes, Hemiscylliidae.